Neurospora crassa OR74A is the source of this 750-nucleotide messenger RNA. RefSeq names its product 60S ribosomal protein L20, variant. Gene Ontology annotation, cellular component: cytosolic large ribosomal subunit; ribosome. Bases 152 to 598 code for a protein of 148 amino acids. The transcript is spliced from 4 exons. The record is from RefSeq and is a predicted model, not a curated record. Gene Ontology annotation, molecular function: structural constituent of ribosome. NCBI's taxonomy places the organism in Eukaryota, Fungi, Ascomycota, Sordariomycetes, Sordariales, Sordariaceae. Gene Ontology annotation, biological process: translation.
CGCGUGCCCGCUAAUUCGAGACAUCCUUCAGCUCAACAGAACGAAAUUCUCGCGGUACCUAGCGACGAAUAAUCACAGUCGUCUCCAGGAGUACCAGGUCAUUGGGCGCCACUUGCCCACCGAGUCCAACCCGACUCCUGCCCUCUACCGCAUGCGCAUCUUCGCGCCCAAUGCGGUCGUUGCUAAGUCCCGCUUCUGGUACUUCCUUCGCGGUCUCCGCAAGGUCAAGAAGGCUACUGGCGAGAUCGUCACCUGCAACGUGAUCACCGAGAAGCACCCCCUGAAGGUCAAGAACUUCGGUGUUUGGAUCCGCUACGACUCCCGCUCUGGCACCCACAACAUGUACAAGGAGUACCGUGAGCUCUCCCGCACCGCCGCUGUCGAGGCUCUCUACUCCGACAUGGCUGCUCGCCACCGUGCCCGCUUCAGGUCCAUCCACAUCCUCAAGGUCGUUGAGCUCGAGAAGACCGAGGACAUCAAGCGCCCCUACCUCAAGCAGCUUGUUACCAAGAAGCUCUCCUUCCCUCUUCCCCACCGCGUCCCCAAGAUCUCCAACAAGAAGAUCUUCAGCGCCAAGCGCCCCGCUACCUUUGCUUAAGCGUUUAUUAUCGUGGCUGGGAUUGGGAGGUUCAGGUUUUCAUCACGGGAAAUGGGAUAUCCUGCAUUGCUCCCUAGAACGAGCAUGAAUGAAUAAAUGGUCAAGCAUGUGGUUGGUUUUCGUUCUGCAAGUCGAUCCUGCAUCCACCCUAG